Lytechinus pictus (painted urchin) is the source of this 2798-nucleotide messenger RNA. Its product is annotated as integrator complex subunit 15-like. Bases 56 to 1408 code for a protein of 450 amino acids. The transcript has 6 exons. The record is from RefSeq and is a predicted model, not a curated record. NCBI's taxonomy places the organism in Eukaryota, Metazoa, Echinodermata, Echinoidea, Temnopleuroida, Toxopneustidae.
GAAGAAAUGAAUGAAUUGAAUGAAUGCACGAAUGAAUAAAUGAAUGAAUGAAUGAAUGAACGAUUGCGAAACAGCAAUAGACGAAGUGCGCCAUCAAGAGUUUAAAAGCAUGAACAUGAACAUGGACGCUUACAUGGAAGCUGAACCCACCGAUGAGGCUGUUUGCCUCUGGUACUCUGAUAUCGGACAACGGAUUCCUGCACUACGCAAGAUGCUUGGCCAGAUGGGAUACCCGAGUGCUACCCGGUCGCUAUUGGGAUGGCUUGACAGUUACUUUGAGCAGUGUGAGAAUUUUCCCCCUGGCAAGUUUCCCAAUCAGGAAUACGUCAAGGUACUGAUCCAGGAGUUUGUCUUCUACAGAGCUGUGGAGAAAAAUCUACAGAAAAUGACAACCAGUCAAGAGCUUCAGCUCCUGGAAGAACUCUGUCACUACUUGCAAGAGAAUUCCAAACUGGCUACCAUCCACAACAUCUUCGAUGGUCUCUUUGGUAACAGUGGACAUCCCUUGAAGGAUGUAGAUGAGCAGAGACGCUUGGCCAUGAUGCGGCUGGUUUCCAUGGCUAUAAGCAUCGGAUGUAAGGUUGUCCUGGAUUGUACCGCUGUAUGGAUGUAUAACCAGGACUGUUCAUCGCACAGCAUCAACCUAGCUGAUGCUGUCAUGACCGAUUUUUGUGAGUUAGUCUCGGGUCUCAAGGAUACCAUACAAAGAGUAGCCCAGACAUCGCCAACGUUCACCCAUCAUCUAUUAACAGCUCUUAUGUCACAUUACAAUACCUAUCAAAGUACCUCACAGCCAAUCAAACUCAUCCCACCUGCCCAACUGGACAUUGUCACAGACUGGAUCAUCGAACACCCGACUGUUUGUCUCCGUCAUGCCCUCCCUGGCAAACCUCCUUCCCGUAUUCCAUCUUUCUACAUCCAUGCUUCCUACAAGGCGUCUUCCCACGACCCCUCCAGCUCGGGACCGGUCCCAGGCCUCCUAUGGCAGAGUGUCCUCUCCCCGCUCAUCCUGGAUGCCAACCGCUCCCAGAUACAGAAGACCCUUGACAAACGCUUCUCCGUCCACGACUACUCCCUCCUCUUUUCCAAACUCCAUCUGGGCAUACUGCAAGCGUUUGUGACGACGUCGGAUGCAAAGGCAACAACUUCUAAGGGGAAGGCCAGGGCUGGUGCCCUGUCCCUUUCAGACAUUGAGAGUGUGAUCAUGUUGACUGUCCAUACCAUACAGGAUAACAAGAUCAGUAGGGAUGCUGUGCAGAUAGCGGUUGAGAGGAUAGCACAACUGCUUCAGGUUUCGAUAGCAACAGGGAUGCUUAAUACGACCAAAGAGAAAGUUAUUCCACUUUGCAAGGAGCUGCCUUCAAAUGACCUUCUGACACUUAUUCUCCAUGAGAAGCUACCAUCAUGAAAGCCCCCUGACCUCAAAGUACUGUCUGAACUUUUCAAAAUGUGUGACUGAUGCAAGGAAGAUAGCAGGUGAUGGCUCUUAUGCUUCAAUACUUCUGCAUUAAGACUUAAGUUGUCAUUCUCCAAAACACACUCCAUGUUUCUUGUGAAGUGUGGUAGGAGUAGAAGAUUCUAUGGAUUGGUGAACCAUGGCUGCAGUGAAAUCAACUGAAAUGAAAUGACCAAGGGUCUUGAAAAUGGCUAGUGCAAGAAAGGAAUGUUAAUGAAAAGGAAUGAUAACAAAAUAUGUAAUGUGAGGAUAGGCAGAGACAGUUUAGACUUGUGGAUAGGCCAGAUGAGUAUAAGGAUGGAGAAAGAAAAGAAUGACCACAAGAGACUAUGAUACUGCAUCAAUAACAAGUGGCUGAUCUAGGAGUUGCUACAGAUAGAGAUCUAUGAAGAAAGACCACCCUGCUACCAUGCUCUUGGGAGUUGAGUGUCAGUGUAUGCAUGCGUGUGGCAUCUUACUUGCUUGUCAAUAUACUCUGAGAAAUUACAUAUGCCUCUAAGUCCAAAAUGAAGAAUUUUUCUGUCAAAGACUUUCCAAAAGUGAGAUUUCUAUCACACAUCCCAUCAAUUUCCAGUGUGGUGUGAUGCCACUGCAAUUCAUUCCUGUGGGCAAUAGUUUCUGAACAAAAGAGUUUUUGCAAUCACAACGCUGUUGCUCUCUAUAACGCACUAAUUCCUUUGAAAAUGCAAGUCAAAUCACAAUGGAGAGCUGAGAGGCUUUUGUAGAAAGUUAGUGGACCAGGACAGCAGAUCGUCCGAAGAUUUGAACCGGAUGAACAAUCGCAAAUAUGUCGUCCAGAGUCAUGAGACGACGCUGCAGACUCGGUCCUCCAAAUUUUGACAAAAGCCUCUCAGCUCUCCUUUGUACCUUGACUUUUGCAAAGGAAUUGGUGCGUUGUAGAGAGUGGGCGCGUCGUGAUUGCAAAAACUCUGUGUGCCUAGCAUUAAACUCACUGAUGAAUGCCUGCUGCAAAGAUUUUUUGUUUAGAACCAUUGCUAUGUUUAUUUAACAGUAGACCUGCUUUGGCACUCGGUCAUACCCUUCGUGGUACUUAGAUGUUCACCUGGAAAGCUGAAGGCAAACAGUGCCUGGCUUUCAUAAGAUUCACACACAAAAAUUCUUUAGAAGUGCUAUAAACUGUUAUGAAGAUAUUCAGUGUGGAUGCGAUAGUCACAUAAUUUCAACACUACUCCACUAGUGGUCAUAUUCAUUUUUCAGAUAUCAAAUUGUCUACAUGAAUAAAUCUAUUGCAGACAUAAUUAAAGUCACUCUGUUUAUUGAUUUAUGUACUUCUCAUAAACUAGUAAAAACAUGAACCCUAUUUGUGGUUUUUCAGAACCAA